GGGUACCCAACAAAAUGAGCGCUUCUCCUUCCUCAAAUUUUUCAUCUGAAGCUGCAAACAGUCUUCAUGAGGAUCAGGAACAAUCUCAAUUACAGCUGGAACAAGUAAUAUCAAUAGAGGAAGAAGAAGAAGAAAAAGAAAAAAAGUACAACAAAUGGCUCGGAUGGGGUUCCCUUGUCAUCAUAAAUGUUUUCUGCGUUUUUGUUAUUGUGGUCUUUCGGGAGAAAGACUUAAGAGUUAUCAUUAAGGGCAAUAGAAUUUUUCUUUCUAUUUUAACGGUGCUAAUUUUUAUCGCAGGUUUUGAUUUUGUAGUAUUCGUUAUACUCUCCAGCUAUAGGUGGCCCAAAUAUAGAGAUAUCCUUGCCUUGACAAGCAAGCCACUUUUGUAUAGUGGAGUAGGAUCCUGCAUAUUGUAUUACCUUUUAUUUUACCCGUUUUAUGACAGUCAGAUGAAUUGAA
Cryptomeria japonica (Japanese cedar) is the source of this 459-nucleotide messenger RNA. RefSeq lists its product as uncharacterized. The record is from RefSeq and is a predicted model, not a curated record. Bases 15 to 458 code for a protein of 147 amino acids. The transcript is spliced from 2 exons. Lineage: Eukaryota; Viridiplantae; Streptophyta; Pinopsida; Cupressales; Cupressaceae.